CUAACGUCAUGAAAGUGAUUGCCAAUUAUUCGCAACAGUAAUUAAAAAAAAAAUCAAAAUUCUUGAUAAAAUUCUAGUAAUUUUGUGUUGGCGAUGCUAAUGUCACUAGUCAGAAAUGGCGGCUUAAGUGUUUGUUAACCUCAAUUUCUGAUAAUUUUAAGUUAACAUAAUGGCUCGUUUCUUUUUUUUAUCUAGUUUUGCAAAUUGUCGUUUAUUAAUUAACAAUGGGUUACCCCAACUUAACCAAAUAUCGGGAGUAAGUCACAAAGUAGUGGACAAGUUGAAAGAAUUAAAAUUACCAGAUAAGCCCAAAAGGCCCCUCACGCCGUACUUGAAGUUUGUUAGGGAUCAUAGACAAGAUAUACUUAAAGAAAAUCCAAAUUUGAAAAUGACUCAAGUAACAAGUCAAUGUGCUACACACUGGAAAACAGCAGAUCCUUCCCUCAAAGCCAAAUACCAAAACGAAUUCAAAAUCGAGAUGGAGGAAUACGCGAGGAGGUAUCUCCAAUACACUGAGAGCCUCACUGAUGAGCAGAGAGAAGCCCUGAAGGAGUACAACCAAGAGGUGAAAAAAUCCCGAGUUAAGAGAGAAAAACGGAAAAUGUUGCGCGAAAACGACAAACCAAAGAGACCAGUAGGGGCUUACUUGUUGUAUUUAAUGGAUCAAGUCAAAACUCAGAAUAAAACAAUACCAGAAUUAAUGAAAGAAUUAAAAGGCGAGUGGGCUGAGUUACCUAAUGAAAAAAAAUCCAAAUAUGUGGAAGCGGCUGAAAAAGCAAAAAAACAGUAUGAUCAAGAGUUGAAGAAAUGGGAAUUGAAGAUGGUAGAAGAAGGGAAAACAGAUCUCGUGCGUCAAAGUACCUUAAAUUUGACAACCCCUAAACCCCCAAAGAAGAAAUAGGGACUCGCGUGUCUUCCACCUCCACCACCCGCCAGGUCAGGUGAAGGCACAGUAAAAGAAUCUCAGUUUAGUUUGGUCGAAAAGGCGGAUUGUAGUCCGAGGAAUGGUGAAAAAGAUGGGAUUCUACAAAAACUUUUCAAAUUUUUUAAGCGUUAGUUACUUUUAUUUUAGGAAUGUGUGUUAUUUCAUCAAAUAAAUAUACUUAACUUUU
This is a messenger RNA of Tribolium madens (black flour beetle), 1112 nucleotides long. It is a transcript of the gene TFAM, whose product is annotated as transcription factor A, mitochondrial. The transcript has 2 exons. Gene Ontology annotation, molecular function: DNA binding, bending. Lineage: Eukaryota; Metazoa; Arthropoda; Insecta; Coleoptera; Tenebrionidae. Bases 170 to 901 code for a protein of 243 amino acids. The record is from RefSeq and is a predicted model, not a curated record.